AAUUUUUGGCCUACUUUAUAUAAUGAAAAAACUGAUGUUUGGAGGUUGAGUCAAAGGACAAGGCCCGCACUUCUUGGGACAGGGAGUCAAGUGAAAUGCGUUACAAGAGGCUUCAACACUUGCUUGAAAAAAGCAACAUCUAUUCCAAGUUCUUGCUUACCAAAAUGGAACAGCAGCAACUGGAGGAGCAGAAAAGGAAAGAGAAGUUAGAAAAAAAGAGAGAGAUGUCGUUAAAAUCUGCCAAGGGUCAGAAUCCAGCUGAUGGCAAAGAAGAGAAAUCAGCUGCCAAAAAGAAGAGAGGGAGAGAAGAUGGAACAUACAACAUCUCAGAAAUUAUGUCCAAAGAGGAAAUCUUAUCAGUGGCAAAAAAAAGUAAAGUGGAAAAUCAGGAUGAAAGCUCUUCUCACAACCUGUGUCCAGAAGAUUUGCAAAAAAAUGGAGACUCAAACAGUGUCAUUAAGGAUAGACUGUGUCAAGCUGUACGGCACAGUGCCAAGCAAUUCCUCGAUCCAGUACGGAAAUUUAAUGGACAGCCAGUGCCUUUUCAGCAGCCGAAGAUUUUUACUGGAGGUGUCAUGAGGUGGUACCAAGUGGAAGGCAUGGAGUGGCUCAGGAUGCUUUGGGAAAAUGGUAUCAAUGGCAUUUUAGCUGAUGAAAUGGGGCUGGGGAAGACAAUCCAAUGCAUUGCAACGAUAGCACUGAUGGUGGAGCGAGGAGUCCCUGGUCCCUUCUUAGUAUGUGGUCCCUUGUCUACUCUUCCGAACUGGAUGUCUGAAUUCAAGAGAUUUACUCCAGAGAUUCCGUUAAUGCUGUAUCAUGGAGCUCAACAGGAACGUCGUAAACUGGUUCGUAAAAUUCACGGGCGACAAGGAUCGCUGCAGAUUCAUCCUGUGGUCAUUACUUCGUUUGAAAUAGCCAUGCGGGACAGAAAUGCCCUACAGCACUGCUUCUGGAAGUAUCUAAUAGUGGAUGAAGGUCACAGGAUUAAAAAUAUGAACUGCCGUCUUAUCAGAGAACUAAAGCGAUUUAAUGCGGACAAUAAACUCCUUUUGACUGGUACUCCCCUGCAAAACAACUUGGCAGAGCUAUGGUCGUUGCUUAACUUCCUGUUGCCAGAUGUGUUUGAUGAUUUGAAAAGCUUUGAAUCCUGGUUUGACAUUACCAGCAUUACAGAAACUGCUGAAGACAUUAUUGCUAAAGAAAGGGAGCAAAACAUCUUGCAUAUGCUGCAUCAGAUUCUGACGCCUUUCUUACUCAGAAGACUGAAAUCUGACGUCGCUCUUGAGGUUCCUCCUAAACGAGAAGUUGUGGUAUAUGCGCCACUGGCAAAGAAGCAAGAAACUUUCUAUACUGCUAUUGUAAACCGCACCAUUAGGAAACUGCUUGGGAAUAACGAGGAAGAAGUAGUUGAAUUGAGUCCUACAGGCCGACCAAAACGCCGCAGUCGAAAACAGGUUGAUUAUUGUGAAGUACAUAAUGGUUCACCUGAUGACUUGGAAAAAUUGAUCAGCAAAAUGCAAGAGGAAGUAGAGAGAGAGAGGCCGGUGGUAGAAGUGAACAUUCCCAUGGAUUCGGAGGUGAACCUUAAACUGCAGAACAUUAUGAUGUUACUGAGAAAAUGCUGCAAUCACCCCUAUCUUAUUGAAUACCCACUGGACCCUGCUACACAGCAAUUCAAGGUUGAUGAAGAUCUAGUAAAGAAUUCAGGCAAGUUUCUGCUCUUGGACCGGAUGCUUCCAGAACUGAAAAAGAGAGGUCAUAAGGUCUUGUUAUUCUCACAAAUGACUAUGAUGCUGGACAUUUUGAUGGAUUACUGCUAUCUGAGAGACUUCAAAUUUAGUCGAUUAGAUGGCUCUAUGUCCUACUCGGAGCGAGAAGAAAAUAUGCAUCAAUUUAACACUGACCCUGAAGUCUUCCUGUUCUUAGUGAGUACAAGAGCUGGAGGCUUGGGCAUUAACUUAACUGCAGCAGAUACAGUUAUCAUCUACGACAGUGACUGGAACCCCCAGUCAGACUUGCAGGCCCAAGACAGAUGUCACAGAAUUGGCCAAACAAAGCCAGUGGUUGUAUAUCGUCUUGUGACAGCAAAUACUAUUGACCAGAAGAUUGUGGAGAGAGCCGCUGCCAAGAGGAAGCUGGAGAAGCUGAUUAUACACAAAAGUCAUGUCUUCGGGAAAUGAAGGAAGAGUACUUCCAGUAAUUCUGGGAUCAGCAUGUUAUGGCCGUUUCUUAUGGGGGAAAAAAAGGGGUGAUAGGGCAGUGAGCCUGGCUGGAAGAAACGUGUGUAACCAGGCCGCUUGUUGGCAGCUUGUUGGCAAGGUGACAGUUUGUUCUACCCAAGUGUUUUUAGACUUCUAAGAAGGAAAAUGUCAAGGCUGGAGGUAAAUGACAAGUCUGACUUGAUUAUCAUCUUUUUUUAAUCAAAUUAAGUCAACCAGAAGAUAAAGGGAAAAUCAGAUAAAAAAAAUCUUACUGCUAGCAGUUUACUAUAUUGCAAUAUAGUAUAUUACAUGUUUUUCAUGAUGUGAAGUUUGGAGAUGGGCUUUCCAGUUAUGCUGGCAAACUUGCUUGAGUAGAGAGUAUGCCUACUAAAACUGGUAAAAUUGAUAGAGACUAUUGAAAGUUGGUUUCUGGAGGUUUCUACUGAACUUGGUCCGGAGGGCAAAUCCUAGAGUUGUGAAAUCACCGCACAAAAUUACAGCGUUCUGUCUGCAUUUGUCCUUCCGAGUUUGAGUACUCUGUGAUAACCACAGGGGGGGAAAAAAAAUCCUUUUGGGGCCAUUAAUUAACGAGCACUGAACUGAACAGUAGUCUUUUAUUCUACAUCCAGCACAAUGGUGGUUCUUGUUGCAUUAUUGAUUAUCUAGCAGGGCUUAAGUCUAAGAAAACGAUGGCACUGAAGUGUCUGUUGGGCUAAAUUUCUGUUGUUUAGGUGCUAGAGGAAGUUCUGCUCUGCUUCUGUAGCUUGUUCUGUUUGCCAUAUUCAAACAUUAGUUCACUGUAGCAUUUCCCAAAUACUAAGCUCGCUUUAAAAAUAUAGCAAUUCUAGCAAUCUGGUAUAGGCCUCUGACAAUUAUCCUUAUAUUAAACAGUAAGGAAUUUAGAAACUUCCCAUAGUAUACAUAUAUUCAGGGGGGGGAAAAAAAACCCUAUGCAUUUUAGUGAGAAUCCUAUAGCUCAAACCCCUCUGGAACUUGUCUCCAAUUUGCACUUCACAGAGAAACAGCUAGUCCUUCGAGGGAGAUGGGGCAGGGGGUUGGGAGGAAAUUUGAAACCAAGAUAUAAGAAAGAACAAAAGUGUGAGGAAAGGGCAUGAUGAAGACUCACUAAUAAAAUGUGCUCAUGUGUUAACAAAAACAGAAGCAGCUUAGCAGAGUCUGAGCACAGGACGCUCCAAGACUUGCCUGUCUCCUUGGAAUAUGCGUGAUUGAGCUUGGUUUUGUUCAUGUUCAUCUUUAGUUAGGUAAUAAUCUUGUAUUAUUUCUUGGAUAUUUGGGCAGACAUCCAGAUUCACUUGUAGAUAGGUGUUAACAUGAUCUCUUGAAGAAACCAGCCUAUGUUGGAUGUGUUAAGUCAUGUCUGUCUAAUCUAUUAAACUGAGGUAUGUUCUGCAAAGAAACAACAUAUCUUUCCCAUAUUUCCUAUCUUGUAACCCUUAAUGCUGCUUACUUUGUUUCAACCAGCUUACAUUAUAAGGGAAGCAAACUCCAACCAUCUAUCUUUAUUAGCAAUGUUUUUACUGUAAGUAGAACUAAUGGCUUUU
Struthio camelus australis is the source of this 3763-nucleotide messenger RNA. Lineage: Eukaryota; Metazoa; Chordata; Aves; Struthioniformes; Struthionidae. The record is from RefSeq and is a predicted model, not a curated record.